Molecule: messenger RNA, 1869 nt
Organism: Aspergillus fumigatus Af293
Lineage: Eukaryota; Fungi; Ascomycota; Eurotiomycetes; Eurotiales; Aspergillaceae
Product: riboflavin-specific deaminase
Biological process (GO): riboflavin biosynthetic process
Molecular function (GO): 5-amino-6-(5-phosphoribosylamino)uracil reductase activity
Source: RefSeq, a predicted model, not a curated record
AUGGACCAUGACCACUCUGAUGCCUCUGACUCAAGCUCGAAAAGAAUACAAUCUGAUCAAGAAACAGCAGUCUUGCACAACACUGAAAAUGUGUCUCAGCCAAUCCUCAGAUUGGGACCUGGACUGAUUGGAAGUGUGGAAGGAGAAGGCCACAGCAGCACUGCGCACCAUGACACGGCCGCCGGAAGUCAACCGCAGCACUAUCACGCUGGGGUUCGAGGAUUAACAGGUUUUGGUAAUACAGAAACUGGUGUGGCUCCACAAAGUGAUGUCGUUGAACAAGUGAAUAACAAUGAUGUGUCUAUUUCCUCCAGUACCAACCAAGACACAAGUUCAAGCUAUAGCCUUAUCGACAACCCUCCCAAUCUUGCAAGGAUACGACAAGUCAUGUUUGAGUGCAAAGAACCUAUUGAAAUCAGCCUUGAGGAGUUCGAGACAUAUUGGCCUUUCAUUGAUAAUGUCUGGGUGAAGCAACGGUCGAACUCCAGUAAAGAGGGACAUUGCACCACAGACUAUUACAUGUGCCGUCUACGACGUCCAACCCAUCGCACAUCAGAGACACGUCCAUUGCCAGAGGGCAAACGUCCCCGCAAGAAACGUGUUCGAGAAGGUGGCAUGUGCAAUUUUCAAAUCAAGGUGGUUCGGUUUGAAGGCGCCUAUUCCACUGUCACUAUUGCGCGGACACCCGGUAGCAGUCACGUACACUCCCAUGAUCUCGACUAUAUAGACAAAGUAAAGCGGAACUCGGGGCUCAUGGAGUUUGCGCGAAAGGAAGCGGUCAAGGGCUACCUGCCUUCUUCUAUUUACACGAAAUUUCAAGAGGAACCUGAAAAAUUGAUUGAAGCUGGAGGUAAAUUUUGUACAGUUACGGAUGUCCGCAAUGUCUCAGCAAAAUGGCGCAUCCAAAAUCCAGAGGUCAAACUUGUGCCGCACGAAGGUUACACCUAUCAAAAAGGGCACGGGAUCGUGAGAGCUCGGAGUACUAGCGACACAAGCCAGCCAAAAACCGCUAGAAAGCCACCGAGCCUAACAGGGCCGCCCCCUCUACCGCCGGAUACAUUGUCGUUUCCUCAAUUUCCGUUGGAAUUUCUUGACUCUUACCUUCCGAGACCUGGCGAGAAGCGCGAAUUGCCUCAUGUCACUUUGUCAUAUGCAUCAUCAAUGGAUUCCAAGAUAUCACUUCUCCCAGGGAUGCAGACAGUGCUCUCGGGACCAGAAGCCAAGCUGAUGACGCAUUAUCUAAGGUCACGCCACGACGCGAUACUCAUCGGAGUGGGCACUGUUUUAGCUGACAACCCCGGACUAAACUGCAGAUUAGAAGGUGCAGGCGGUUUUGGGGGCCUUGGGAGAAUGUGGCAACCGCGGCCUGUGGUAAUCGACCCGACAGGACGAUGGCCAGUCCAUCCUGAGUGCAGGAUGCUUCGCACUGCAGUCGAGGGCAAAGGGAAAGCUCCGUGGGUCAUCGUGUCCCCUGGAGCCCAGAUCCAUCCGCAGAAGUUGAUGAUGCUGAAAGGCUACGGAGGGGACUUUCUGCGUAUAGUCGAAUAUAACCAGAACUGGCGGUUGCGCUGGGAAGCUAUUCUACGCGCAUUGGCAUCCGAGGGCAUCAAGAGUGUUAUGAUCGAAGGCGGUGGGACAGUUCUGAGCGAACUCUUGAAUCCCGAGUACACCGAGUUCAUUGACUCUAUUAUUGUCACCGUUGCUCCAACAUACCUGGGUCGUGGCGGGGUGGGAGUGAGCCCUGAGUCAAAGCGAGAUGAACAAGGUAAACCGAAUGCCGCUCUCAAUCCAAGGGAGAUAAAAUGGGUACCGCUCGGCCAGAACGUCAUAAUGUGUGGGAAACUUCGCGCUGCUCCAUCUGAUAGUUAA